CGGCUGGCGAGGGGUUUCGGUCCAACUUUUUCAUUAGUUAAUCCUGCGGCAAAAGCAGCUUUACGCGUUUUUCGGCCUCUACACUCCUUAUUCCCUUCCAAAAGCAGCGCCACUGCUUCAAGAUGUAUUUGGACGGAGCUGAAGGGGUCUUCGAGUUCCUGCGAGGCAACCUGCCUUUUUACGUGAUCGUUUUCGUGCCGCUUCUGAUCGCCAUCUCGCCGGUCGCCCCCGUGCUCGGAUCGCACGAGUUCACCGUCUACCGCAUGCAGCACUACGACUUGCAGGGAACCGUGCACGGAUCUAGGAGUUCUGUUGUGAACACUGAAGCUAGAACAUUACAUUCAUCAUCUUACCACAGAAAAGUUGUUAUAGCACGGCUUGCCGACCUCACUCAUGGGCAGUUCAAUGAAGUUAUCCAGCAAGGGGCAGCUGGUGUUCUCAUAUUCUUGCCACAAAACUUCAGUGACGUUGCUCCAGAUAAGCUAAAGGCUUUGAUGGAGUUAGAACAUGCACUACAAGAGGAUGCUGUGCCUGUGCCAGUUUACUUUGCAUACGAGACAGAUGAACUAAAAGACAUGUACAGAAGCGUCCAGAGGACGUCUGAUAAUGGCAGAACAACCAGUGUUGCGCAAGAGCUGUGGGGCAUGCUAAAGGCCAGUGGAUUUCAGCUGGUGAUCUCUGGAAGUCAGGCCAAAGUGAUUCCAGACAUUCAGCUUUUCAAUAUUCAGGGAAAGCUAUCUGGUUUUGGCGUUGAAGAGCAGCUGCCAACAGGUGUUAUAGUGGCGCACUACGAUUCAUUCGGAGUUAGUCCGGCAUUGUCUUUUGGUGCGGACUCCAAUGGUAGUGGGGUUGCUGCCCUCCUUGAACUGGCCCGCUUAUUCUCAAGGUUGUACACUAAUUCGAGGACGCAUCCACACUUCAAUCUUGUUUUUCUGAUUUCUGCUGGAGGCAAGUUCAACUAUCACGGCACAAAAAAAUGGAUAGAAGACAACAUUGACAGCACAGAAGGAAGUCUCCUGGCUGACUCGUUGUUUACUAUGUGCUUAGACUCUCUAGGGAGUGGAGAUGACCUUUAUGUUCAUGUGUCAAAGCCUCCAAAAGAAGGCAGUGCAACAUCGAGGUUAUUCAAUGAACUGCAGAAAGUGUCGGAGACCGUUUCACCUGCUACACGGGUGUCAAUGGUGCAUAAAAAAAUCAACUUGGCGGAUGAGACCCUGGCCUGGGAACAUGAGCGCUUUAGCAUGCGUCGCCUGCCAGCUUUUACUGUCUCCCAUCUUCCCAGUCAUCGGUCACCGAGCCGCAGUUCCAUUUUCGACACGCGUGACAAAGUUGAAAAGGACAAGUUGGCCCGGAAUGUGAAAGUGAUUGCUGAAGCCUUGGCUCGCAUCCUCUACAAUGUGACAGACAGUGAAGCAAGUCUAGAAGUCUUCCGUGAAAGCCUGGGGCUGCAGGAGGACUACCUCGGUGCCUGGAUUGACACGCUAUCAAGUCAGCCGCGUGGUGCCCAGCUAAUGGCAAAGGGCAAGACACCUUUGGUCACCAUGCUCGAGCAGGCGCUUGCACGGCACCUCAAGGAAGUUCGCCUGUCGGCCUUCCGGCCAGACAAGAGGGAUCCUGAAGUUGUGUUUUAUGAUACUCCAGUUGCUGUCAUGAAUGCAUACAGUGUCAAGCCAGCUGUGUUUGACUUGUUUCUGGCAGCAAUUAUUGGUGCCUACCUGGGAACUGUGUACCUUGUCAUUGUGAACUUUCACCAUGUACAGAGGGUUGUGGGCCUGUUCUCCCAGCCAAAGGCGAAAGUGAACUAAGUGUUCGACGGCCGACCAAAUCAGUUUGGACGGUGCUCUUCCAUUCUUGCCCUGCACCUUCAUUGCAUAGACUCAUUAGAAAAUGACCAGUGUCAAUGCUGGCAGCAUCCUUGAGAAACUCUUCAUGCUUGAGGACAUGCCUGUGUGUUCACUGAUUAAGUGUACCUGUUGAAGCACCAGACUGUAGCACCAUUAUAUCUCCAUUACGUAUUGCAGUCUUUCGUUCCUCAUUGUGUUUUAACAGCUGCUGUAGAGCAUGAGUUGUUUGGGUUCUAAUGGAAUAGUGAAGGUGAUUGUCUCUAUCUGGGACGGAGCUCCCAAAAGUGCCAGCUUUGCAUUGUGCCACACUUAGGGCUGUAUGUCCGUGCGUGAAUGAUUCUGACAGUGUCGUAGCAUUGUUGCCUUUUUCAGCGACUUGUCAUGCCUUUAUGUUGAUGCGGUAGUUUUAGAAUGUGUUGUUUCUGUUUGUGUACUGCCCGGUUGUAAAUAGUAAUGUAUAUACACAUUUUUGCACAUUUAGGAAGUAUUUCGUAGUGAAUUGCAAUCAGGUGGGAUGCAAAGAUAGACUGUUAAAAACAUUCGUCGGUAUCGCGUGGUCUGGACUUAAUUGAUGUACAGUCUAUUUCUUUGUUGCCCUCAGGAGUUGUGAAACAACUGUCAUUGUAGGCCUUUUUUUUUGCAUGUGCGUCGUACGUACUAGUUAUUAAAUUACUCUGAAUGUUGCUCUG
Molecule: messenger RNA, 2533 nt
Organism: Rhipicephalus microplus (southern cattle tick)
Lineage: Eukaryota; Metazoa; Arthropoda; Arachnida; Ixodida; Ixodidae
Product: BOS complex subunit ncln
Biological process (GO): regulation of signal transduction
Cellular component (GO): membrane
Source: RefSeq, a predicted model, not a curated record